UCCCUCUGGUGUGUGCAGAUGUGUCGGGGGAGGGCAGUCAGAGUGGAGCUCAGUUCCAGGGCCGUCCCAGCGAGGUGUGGUCCCAGUGGCAGAACCAGCACCACAGCCAGCAGGCGGGGGAGCAGCACACACACCCCAACCCCAGCCAGACAGAGGUGUUCCAGGACAUGUUACCCAUGGCUGGAGACCCCACCCAGGGAACAGCCAACUACAACAUAGAGGACUUCGCUGACCUCGGCAUGUUUCCCCCCUUCUCUGAGUAACACCCCCUUUCCCAUCCCCACCCUCAGAACUGGACUGAUGUCUCGUCGUUGUCUCAUGUUUCUUUAUUGCUGGAUCCACACAGCUGAUGUGCAGCACAGUGAAUGUCUGCGUCUCUUUUCAAACACACUUCACUUAUCAAGCCUGCAGUCUGUAUCUAUGACCAUACACAUACCUCAUCUCUGCAGGCUGGUGGGUUGCACAUCCGUCAUCCUGCAUCACUCCCUGUGUGUGAGGCUGCUGAACACAUGCUGAGGAGCUCCUGCAGUCCAGAGGUCGGAACAUUAAAUAUAGCUGUACUCGUCAGAGACUAGUUUAUUACUAUUUUACUUCCUAUGUUUCAGAUUUGACAAAGCAAAAAUUCCAAAAAGAUGAUCAUGAAAUCCUAUCAGUCAGCGGUUCAUGUCUGCAAGCAUCUGCACCGAGAACCAAAAUGUACUAGUGUUCCAACAAAUAGUCUGCACCCAUUGAUGUAGACGAGUUUCCACUGCUGUCCACAUCUGUUCGGAGUAUAUCAUGUUUUCAGGAUUCAAUAAUAAGUCAAACAUUUGAAAAAACUAAUUUAUAAGUCAUUCCUCCCUUAUGCUGUGUGCUGUGCUGUCACUGACAGAGUGGUGCCAAGCAUUAACACCAGUGCGGUCACCAUGAAACUCAGAGUCCCUCAGCAUGUCACUACAGAUGAACUGAUGGUGUUCAUGUAUAGCUGACACUUGCACAGCAACUUUACAUUCCAUUUCAAAAAGGCUAAAUAAAAGCAUCAAUCACUGCUUAUCUGUGGAGGAAUUUAGAACUCAAGAGAAGUUGCACAAAUCUUGCUCAACUGUGUGUUAGGAAACAACAUUGGCGUACUCUGCAAAUUGAGAACUGUUCUUAAAGAGGCUCAUUCUGCUGUUCUGCUUCCCUUCCUGCAGUGUGUUCUAAAGGUUUGUGUGCAUGUUAAUGGUCUGCAAAGGCUCAAAUCCCUCAGACGGAGGGUGAAAACAGGUGCUGCAGCACUGGAAGUAUGA
Notothenia coriiceps (black rockcod) is the source of this 1268-nucleotide messenger RNA. RefSeq names its product aryl hydrocarbon receptor nuclear translocator 2-like. The record is from RefSeq and is a predicted model, not a curated record. The annotation marks the transcript as partial. The transcript has 2 exons. Lineage: Eukaryota; Metazoa; Chordata; Actinopteri; Perciformes; Nototheniidae.